AAGUCGCUGUGUCGUAUAAUUUUACUCUGCCGCCCGAAGGCUUUCCCUUAAUAAACAAAUGCGAAAGUUCCCUAAAAAUGGAAUGCAGAAGUUCCUUAAGAAUGGAUCACCACACUCACUCGCUACAACUCUUACCUACUGAAGGCAAAUACUCAAAUCUCUGAUAAUUCAUUCAAUGGCUUCUCUCGCUCACAUCGCCAACCUUUCUUUGGCGAACGAUGUUUUUGCCUCGGCGGUGACUCCACAGAAACGAUUGUUCUGUGGUGGUUCAGUUGAAUUGCGGAAAUUAUAUGGGGAGAUCAGGAGGAGUAGGAGGGGUUCCUGCGUUUCUACUAAGCCCGAUUGGAAAUUGGGAGCUGGACUGCCACGCGCUUCCGCCACGGAGGUGGUGGAUGAUCGAGGUUUCGAGCAAGAAGAGAAGGGGGUUGGGAACAGGAGGCCUCUCAAAGUCGGUCUCAUCUGCGGUGGCCCCUCGGCGGAGCGUGGAAUCUCUCUCAACUCUGCUAGAUCAGUUCUUGAUCACAUUGAGGGAGAGGAUUUGGACGUUCUUUGCUAUUACAUUGACGCUGAUCUCAACGCUCAUGCUAUAUCCCCCGCUCAGGUAUACUCAAACACCCCUGCAGAUUUUGAUUUUAAGCUUGAAAGCCUGGCCCAAGGUUUUUCGUCUUUGUCUGAAUUUGCAGAGCACCUAGCUGCCGCUGUGGACAUAGUCUUCCCCGUCAUACAUGGUCGAUUUGGGGAAGAUGGCGGGAUCCAGGAUCUUCUGGAAAAGUAUAAUGUCCCAUUUGUUGGCACAGGAUCGCACGAGUGUCGCCAAGCAUUUGAUAAGUACGAUGCUUCCUUGGAGCUCAAGAAACUUGGAUUCGAGACAGUUCCUAAUUUCCUAGUUCAGGGCGCUGAAGCAGAUAUAUCUGAGUUAGCAGAGUGGUUUGCCAAAAACUGUUUGGACCCUAACUCAGGGAAAGUUGUGGUAAAGCCGACAAGAGCAGGAUCAAGUAUUGGUGUUACAGUUGCAUAUGGCGUAGCUGAUUCCCUGGAGAAAGCAAAUAAAAUUAUUGCAGAGGGAAUUGACGACAGAGUCGUUAUUGAAAUUUUUCUUGAAGGAGGGAGUGAAUUUACAGCCAUUGUCCUUGAUGUGGGGUAUGGUUUCAAUUCCCACCCCGUUGUUCUGCUGCCAACCGAGGUUGAGCUUCAGUUUCAUGGCACUGUUGAUGUGCGAGAAAAGGAUGCAAUUUUCAAUUACCGAAGGAAGUAUCUUCCAACGCAGCAGGUUGCUUAUCACACUCCACCCCGUUAUCCUGUUGAUGUGAUUAGUAAUAUUCGUGAAGGAGCAUCUCUUUUAUUUCAGCAGCUUGGCCUGCGAGAUUUUGCUAGGAUUGACGGAUGGUUUUUGCCUUCAACCACACAUGUACCCCAUUCUUCUGACAACAAAUUUGGAAGGACUGGAUCGGGUACAAUAAUAUUUACGGAUAUUAACCUGAUUAGUGGUAUGGAGCAGACCAGCUUUUUGUUUCAGCAAGCUUCAAAGGUUGGUUUCUCUCAUUCAAAUAUCUUGCGAAGCAUUAUUAAUCAUGCUUUCCUGAGGUUUCCCGAUCUCGCCUCACACAGCCGUGUAUCAGAUCACUUACCUAGAAGAUCAAAAUCCUUGCAAUUUAGUGGAAAAGUCAACAGAUGUGAAGAUGUUCGUAAGGUUUUUGUAAUAUUUGGAGGAGACACUUCAGAGCGACAAGUAUCCCUCAUGAGUGGAACAAACAUUUGGCUCAACUUACAAGCAUUUGAUGAUCUUGAAGUAACUCCUUGCUUGCUUGCACCGUCGAAUGAGAAUUUAUCUGGUGUAGAGGGUUCUGAUGUGAGCUCCAGAGUAGUUUGGACAUUGCCUUACUCUCUUGUGCUGAGACACACUACGGAAGAAGUUCUUGCUGCUUGCAAAGAAGCAAUUGAACCGAAUAGAGCUGCAUUGACAUCUCUUCUGCGGAACCAAGUGAUGGAUGAUUUAAUGGAAGGUUUGAAGAAGCAUGGUUGGUUUACAGGGUUUGAUAUAGCUGAUGAAUUACCUGUAAGAUUUUCUGUGGAAGAGUGGAUUAAGCUUGCCAAGGAAGUUCAGGCAACGGUUUUCAUUGCAGUACAUGGAGGCAUUGGUGAAGAUGGCACACUUCAGUCUUUGUUGGCGGCUGCUGGAGUUCCUUACACUGGUCCUGGUGUCGAGGCUUCUAAAACUUGUAUGGACAAAGUAUCAACAUCUACAGCUCUUAAUCACCUUGCAAACAUGGGAGUUCUCACCAUAAAUAAGGAUGUGCAGAGAAAAGAGGAUUUACUGAAUAUGCCAACGUUCAAGAUUUGGCAUGAAUUGACAUCAAAGCUCCAAUGUGAAACAUUAUGUGUCAAACCAGCAAGAGACGGAUGCUCAACUGGGGUUGCAAGAUUAUGCUGUCAAGAGGACCUUGCGGUCUAUGUAAAAGCAUUGAAGGAGUGCCUUCUGCGGAUUCCUCCAAAUAGUCUGUCAAAGGCACAUGGAAUGAUUGAAAUGCCAAACCCUCCUCCAGAGCUCCUGAUCUUUGAACCUUUUAUUGAGACUGAUGAGAUUGUUGUUUCAUCCAAAUCCAAAAAUGAAAGUGCACAUCAUCUUAUGUGGAAAGGACAUAGUCGCUGGGUGGAAGUGACUGUUGGCGUUGUAGGAAAGCUGGGAUCAAUGCGUUCUUUGAGUCCUAGUGUUACCGUCAAGGAAACUGGUGAUAUUCUAUCACUUGAAGAGAAGUUUCAAGGUGGUACUGGAAUCAAUCUUACUCCUCCUCCUGUGUCAAUUGUUAGGAGCGAGGCACUGGAGAAAAGUAAAAAAUGCAUUGAACUGAUUGCAAACACUCUGCAAUUGGAAGGAUUUUCACGCAUCGAUGCAUUUAUGGAUGUUGACAGUGGAGAGGUAUUGGUUAUUGAGGUCAAUACUGUUCCUGGGAUGACUCCUUCCACUGUUUUAAUUCAUCAGGCAUUGGCAGAAAAGCCUCCCAUAUAUCCCCGUCAGUUUUUCCGCACAUUGCUCGACUUGGGAUCAGAGAGGUUUAUGUGAAACUCUUAUGAGUUUAGUGUGCCUCCACCAUUUGAGUAGGGACUUUCAUGUGGCUUGAGCUUUGCUCCCCUGAAUUGUAUAAUGGACAAAGCUUGCCCAUGGACACUGUAAUAUGGUGCUCGCAGCAAUGCCAGCAUGGGCCUUUGCAUUUCUAUGGUUCUUAGCCAAGAAACAUUGUGUGGUUUGGGGAUUGCUUUUCUUUUGUUCAAUCAGGAAAUAGUUUAUUCCAGUUGAACAUGCAGAAGAAAAUGCAGAGAAAUUCUGAUGACCUUAUUCACGUACUUUGAAGUUCAUGUAGCACAAUGAUAAGUGUGGCAUGACGUUGAUUUUAACAUAGAUCGUUGAGGUGUUAAUACAUUAAUAUCC
Tripterygium wilfordii is the source of this 3427-nucleotide messenger RNA. RefSeq lists its product as uncharacterized. Lineage: Eukaryota; Viridiplantae; Streptophyta; Magnoliopsida; Celastrales; Celastraceae. Gene Ontology annotation, molecular function: metal ion binding; D-alanine-D-alanine ligase activity; ATP binding. Gene Ontology annotation, biological process: peptidoglycan biosynthetic process. The transcript has 24 exons. The record is from RefSeq and is a predicted model, not a curated record. Gene Ontology annotation, cellular component: chloroplast. The coding region runs from base 176 to 3061 and encodes 961 amino acids.